Messenger RNA from Octopus bimaculoides (California two-spot octopus), 276 nucleotides. RefSeq lists its product as uncharacterized. NCBI's taxonomy places the organism in Eukaryota, Metazoa, Mollusca, Cephalopoda, Octopoda, Octopodidae. The record is from RefSeq and is a predicted model, not a curated record.
AUGUCAGCUCGCCUGUCCAGUUGUCAAUUGUUGAGACGUAAAAAGAAGGAAAAAAAAAACAAAAAAGAAAGAAUUAAAUCUGACGUCGACAAAGACGACGAAGACAACGAGAAGAGAGAAGAAGAAGAAGAAGAAGAAGAAGAAGAAGAAGAAGAAGAAGAAGAAGAAGAAGAAGAGAAGAAGAAGAAGAAGAAGAAGAAGAAGAAAGGAGAGAAAGACGAGGAGAAAAGAGAGGAAGAUAAGGAGGAAAGAGCCUUGGUAUGGAACUGGUUAUGA